Molecule: messenger RNA, 3288 nt
Organism: Penicillium macrosclerotiorum
Lineage: Eukaryota; Fungi; Ascomycota; Eurotiomycetes; Eurotiales; Aspergillaceae
Product: Sfi1 family protein
Exons: 2
Coding region: 1-3288 (1095 amino acids)
Source: RefSeq, a predicted model, not a curated record
AUGCCUCCGAUAUCCUCUCAGCGACGCGCCUUGACCGAAAAGAACGCAUCACUCACUGAUGAUGAUGUCGGGUUUCUCUACCAGGUUGUCAUUUGCGCCGAGGGCAAACCCGAGGUCGAACGCCUUCCAUUUCGAGCGCUAUUUGCUGCCUACGACGAAGUUCUCGGCGAACAUGGCGUUGACUCUGAUCCCGGCCAGGCAUGUCUGCGCUUUCUGUUCAAGAUGGGAGACAAGGACGUACAGGGCGCGACACUCUUUGAUAGAUUCGAGAACGCUCUCCGGCAAAUGGGAAUCGUGAUAGAGCUUGGGGAGGAUGGAUCGACGACAGAUCUUAACGAAACCCUAGAGCAUGAACAGUUUUCCGUCCAGGGUACUCUCAGUCAGACCACCGAUCAUGACCACUAUCCUGCAGCGAACGGAACCCCAAUCACUCCACGGAGACGCGCUUCAUUCAAUACAACCUAUGAUAUCGGCGAGGACGCCACAAAUAAGAGCUUCGCCGAGCGCCCAAGCUCUCGCUCCUCGAUGUCUCGACUUCAGACUGGAAAACCCGAGUUUUCGAAUCCCAAGCUGUCCCCAAAGCCCAGAACCUCGGGCCCAGCACCAAAAUCUCCUGACCGCACACAAUUAAUUGCACAAUUCUUGGAUGUUGGCCGUCGUUUAAUAAGCAGAUUUGACUCUGCACAAGAAAGAAACAAAGACGUGAAUGAGGAGCCUCCACCAUUGACGAAUGGACUGCUGGCGCGGUCGGCUGUUGACCAUGAUCGGUCCAAGAGAAUAAAAUCAGCAUCCAAAUCCCGGCGCUCGACGUCUAUGAGUUCUUCGGACACGUCGGGGUCCGGUGAAACACAAUCUCAAAUUUCGCAAUUGACAGAGCAUGAAUCUUUCGAGAAAGAGAACAUUCCGCCUGAAUUGUUAUAUCGACCUCAGCUUUCGGACUUGCUACGAGAUGCAUCUACCUUCAAUAUGUAUCGUCAACGAGCCAUCUGUCGCCGAAUCUUGACUCAGUGGUUGAAACGAGCCUUUCAAACUCGCCAGGUUCGUGAAACUAGGGAAUCUGUUGCUACCAACCGGGACCGAAACACAUUGCUUCGACAGGCCUUUGAGCCAUGGCGGGCACUCAUUCAACAAAAACGACAUACAGUCAGAACAGAGCGAUUUUUUAAGCACUUAGAGGAACGAGCCAGUCGCGCUCGAGACCUGUACUUGAUGACCAAAGCAUUCACGCACUGGGCUCAGCUCACGUCUGAGGAAGUAGCUCGCACCUCGGCUGCUCGGCAGCGUGUUUUAAGUGUCAAAUACUUCAAUGCCUGGCGUGAGAUCACGGCAGUCAAUGAAUUAAAAGCACAACGCUUUGCUUUACAGAGGCCCUUCAACAAAUGGCGUAAAAAGAUUUCAGAUCUCAAGGCAGCAGAAACACAGGCGGUCUUGGUUCACAAUGAUAAUAUACGGAAUACCUCAUAUUGGCAGUGGUUCUGGUGUUUUUGCGAAAGGCGUGCCCCUGAAUGGUAUGAAAAUCGGCUCAAAAGACGUUCACUUCUUUACUGGCUACGGACUUUCCGCACCAACCGAGAGCGCGAGCAUGAUAUAGCUGUCCAUAACCGACACUCGUCUCUGGCUGGGGUUCUUCAGAUGUGGUCAGAAAGGUCGAAAAGCAUUGAUAUUGCACAACAAAACGCUGAAAUUUAUCGGCAUCAUCAGACAUUGAAAGAAACAUUUCAAGAGUGGAAGAUAAAAUCUCGGCUAGCCCCGGCGGCUUCUCGGGUGUCUCAUAUGGUGAACACGCGAAUUUGUGGGAAUGCUUUUUCGAAAUGGAUUUCCAAGGCUCGCAUGGCUGGCCAAGCAGAGGAAAUAAAUCGCGUUAGAAUUGAGAGAAAUGCGUGGAUAUCCUGGAAUGAUACUCUUCGGUGUUUGGCUCUUCAGGCCCGGAUUGAUGAACGUUUGAAAAUGGAAACCAUGUAUAAGUGGAUUCUCAUGGAGCGAUAUCAGUUGAUGGUGAGAAUUCGCGAACAGCGCAUCAAGCGCGAGGCGUUUUCUCGAUUUGUGACCAACACACGAGACACAUACACCCGGUUGCUAUUUUCUGCGGAUGUUCAUGAAGAUCAUCGGGCUGAAGACCUGGUGCGAUUCAAGUUUGCAGUCUGGCGUGAUCAACUACUUCGUCAGCGGGAACGGGAAUAUGCAGCCUUCGAAUUUUAUGCACCUCGCCUGGCACAAGAGUCACUUAUGGCUUGGAAAUCUAAGCACCAGCAGAUUGUCAAAAUGGAAAGCUGGGCUCAUGACGCGGAGUUUUAUUUCGUCAUGAAACGAUCAUUGAAGAAUUGGCACCAAGCUAGACUUGAUUCUACCAAGAGACGACGCAAGGACGCAUAUUCAAAGAUGCGACGAAAGGUCAAGAUAAAUAUGGCAUCCAAGGCAAUCGCUUCUUGGACCUCCAAAUCUCAUGGAAUUGCUGAUAUGGAACUCCAGGCAAGCCAGCUUUACCGUCAGAAGCUCCUCCGUACUGUGUCUGGGAUUUUCCUUGGGUGGCAUGAGAAGACCCUCAAACGGAUUCAAGAUUAUCAAGAGGCCGACUUUCAUUACCUCAGGGAGAAUGCCUUCCAUCAACUGAUACAAUUGUACGAGGCUUGUGUCAUUCGCCGUGAAAUGCAAGACCAGGCCAAUUCAUUCCAUCGCUCUCAUGUCCUCCAUGCAGCAGGUGCAGCAUUUCGCAAGCUCAGCCUUCGUAUCUUCCAAAUGAGGAACACGGUUGAGACUGCGGAAGCAAUGCGAGAAAGAACUCUUCGAAAGCAUGCAAGGAACUUUUUCCGUCACUGGGUAGAGAGUGCCCAGUUCAAACUUGAAGCGCGAGAUUCGCCUGGUCCAGCCCUAACAUCGGCUCAAUUCUCAAAUUAUGGGGCAGUUGACGACACUGGGACGGCACUCUUUGACCCAUGGUAUCAGAACCCGUCAGAGACUCCUUUCAAGAUGACUGAUUUCACGACCAAUUCACUGGACCCGGUCUCCGCAAGCCCGCUGGCCACCCCAAGCUACAUGACAUCGCCAUCUAAACGCGCCGCUCGUGCCCGAGCAUUGGCUCAGAUGUCUACAACCCCUGCUACACCUCUCCACACACCCUUUGCCAGUCGACUGCUUCGAGCUGAGGCAUCCGCUCCUCGAACCGCUUCCUCCCGACGGCCGCAAACAGGUCGCAGAAGUUUGACGGGAACUAGCGUUCGAUUUGUGGACGAGGAGUCGCUGCCUGAAUCUCCCACUGAUGGCCGCAAGUCGGCCAACCGACGACCAUGA